Messenger RNA from Dictyostelium purpureum, 2010 nucleotides. RefSeq lists its product as uncharacterized. Gene Ontology annotation, biological process: microtubule-based movement. The coding region runs from base 1 to 1968 and encodes 655 amino acids. Gene Ontology annotation, molecular function: ATP binding; microtubule binding; microtubule motor activity. The record is from RefSeq and is a predicted model, not a curated record. NCBI's taxonomy places the organism in Eukaryota, Evosea, Eumycetozoa, Dictyosteliales, Dictyosteliaceae. The transcript is spliced from 3 exons.
AUGAAUGAAAAUGUUAUAGUUUGUAUUAGACCAAGACCAUUUUCAGAAACAGAGAUUAAAGGUGGUGAACAUUGUUUAUGGCAAUUAAAAGAAAGUACAAUUUCUUCAUUACCUCCACCAUCUACAGCUAUCAAUGCAACACCGAUUAAAUCAUCAUUAAAAACUCCAAUUAAACCAUCCUCUGCUUCUUCUUCAGCAACACCAUUAAAAACACCGAUUAAAUUCUCAUCCACAGCAUCAUCUGUACAAACACCACUAAAAACUCCAAUUAAAGCAACAUCCACCUCCACCUCAGCAACUACAUCUAAAUUUAUACCAAAUAGCUAUACAUACGAUAAUGUUUUUACAACAGAAUCUGAUAAUUAUGAUAUUUAUAAUGCAGUAAAGCCAAUGAUAGUUUCAGCAAUGAAUGGUUAUAAUUGUACAAUUUUUGCAUAUGGUCAAACUUCAUCAGGUAAAACCUUUACAAUGAAAGGUACAGGUAAAAAGAACCCAGGUAUAAUACCAUUAUCAAUUCAAGACGUUUUUACAUAUAUUCAACAAACAGACGAAAGAGAAUUUCUUUUAAGAGUAUCAUAUAUGGAAAUUUAUAAUGAAGUUAUUAACGAUUUAUUAGCACCAGAAAACAUUAAUUUGAAAACAUAUGAAAAUUCGACACAAGGUAUUUAUGUUGGUGGGUUAAAGGAAGAAAUUGUUUUAUCAUUAGAUCAUGUCAUAUCAUUAAUCUCUGCAGGUGAAGCUCAUAGACAUGUUGGUUCUACAUCAUAUAAUUUGCAAAGUUCUAGAUCACAUACAAUAUUUAGAAUGAUAAUCGAAAGUAAAGAUGUUAAUGCAUCAGAAGCUCAACCAGUUAGAUUUAGUGUUUUAAAUCUUAUAGAUUUAGCAGGUAGUGAAAAAGCAAGUGAAGGUGUCAAUGCAGUUAGAAAUAAGGAGGGUUCAUAUAUCAAUAAAAGUUUGUUAACACUUGGAACAGUUAUCAGUAAACUUAGCGAAAAUGCAACAGGACACAUUCCAUAUCGUGACAGUAAACUAACAAGAAUUCUUCAAAAUUCACUUAGUGGUAAUUCAAGAGUGGCCAUGAUUUGCACAAUUACAUUAGCAUCAAACAAUUUCGAAGAGACACACAAUACAUUAAAGUUUGCAAGUAGAGCUAAAAAGAUUGAAAACAAUGCACAACGUAAUGAAAUUAUAGAUGACAAAGCAUUGUUGAAACAAUAUAGACACGAAAUUGCAGAGUUAAAACUAAAACUAUCAGAGGCACUAACGACCGAAAAGGAUUUAAGCGAAUUACAAUCCGAAAAAGAAAAGAUUAAAUCAACAAAUGAAGAACUAUCUCAAAAACUUUUAGAAGCUGAAAAACACAGAACCCAUUUAGAAGCUAAAAUUAAUAACCUUAAUAAAUUAAUUUUGGUAUCAACCUCAAUAAACAACAACAAUCCAAAGAGUAAAUCAGCAUUUGUAUCACCUAGUCCAAAUACAUCAGCUGAUCAUGGUAGUUUGACACCCAGCUCAUUUAAUAACUUUUUACACUCGAUUCACUCACCAUCACCAAGCAAUAACAACACACCAACAAUUAAUGGAUUAUCACAUUCACACAGCAAUAUAGCAUUUACUAACAAUAAUGGUGCAGAGCAACAAGAAAUAAUACAAAUUCAAAGUAAAAUGGCGAAAUUAGAAAUUGAACUCGAGGAAAAAAAUAAAAAAAUUGAAUUUUUGCAAACUUUAAAUCAAGAUUCAGCUUUAGAGAAAAUUAAACAAUUGGAAGGUGAAAUGGUUCAACGAGACAUGGAUAUUGCCUUAUACCAAAAAGAAUCAACCAGACUCCAAGACACACUCACUGUGAAAGAAGAAAAAAUAAACCUGUUGGAAUUAAAACUAAAAGAAAUUUUAAUCAAAUUUAAACAAAUGGAAUCUGAAAACUCAACCUUAAAAAAUAAGGUAAAACAAUAUGAAGAGGAAAUGUAUUAAAUAAAUUAUAAUAAAAAUCUUAAUAAAAUAUUAAACGCAACU